This is a messenger RNA of Orcinus orca (killer whale), 1985 nucleotides long. RefSeq names its product Fc receptor like B (gene FCRLB). Gene Ontology annotation, molecular function: transmembrane signaling receptor activity. The record is from RefSeq and is a predicted model, not a curated record. The transcript is spliced from 6 exons. Bases 1 to 828 code for a protein of 275 amino acids. Gene Ontology annotation, biological process: negative regulation of immune response; cell surface receptor signaling pathway. Lineage: Eukaryota; Metazoa; Chordata; Mammalia; Artiodactyla; Delphinidae.
AUGUGGGAACUGACAGCCCUCCUGCUCCUGGUUCCAAGCAGUGGGCAAGCAGCUACUCUGGAGAAGCCCAUAUUGUCUCUACACCCACCCUGGACCACAAUCUUCAAGGGGGAAAGGGUAACCUUGCGGUGUGAUGGGUACCACCCUCUGCUCCUGGAGCUCCGACCCAUCAGCACUCUCUGGUAUUUGGGCCACCUACUCCUGCCCUCUCACAAGAAGAGCAUCGAGGUGCAGACACCAGGGGUGUAUCGAUGCCAGACACGGGGAGCACCUGUCAGUGACCCCAUCCACCUCUCUGUAUCCAAUGACUGGCUGAUCCUGCAAGUACCCUAUGCUGCGGUGUUCGAGGGCGAGCCGCUGGUCAUGCGCUGCCGCGGUUGGUACGACAAGGUCGUCUACAAACUUCACUACUACCACGAUGGCCAACCCGUGCGCUACUUCCACUCCAGCGCCAACUACACGGUGCCCCAGGCGCGCGCCAGCGAUAGCGGGCGCUACCAGUGCUCCGGCACCAUGCGCAUCCCGGUGGAGAGCGCGCCCAUGUUCUCCGCCAAGGUGGCCGUGACCGUGCAAGAAGCGCGACACGCCGCUGCAGUUCGCCUUCUACAAGUACAGUCGCGCCGUGCGCCGCUUCGACUGGGGCGCCGAGUACACCGUCCCCGAGCCCGAGGUCGAGGAGCUGGAAUCGCACUGGUGCGAGGUUGCUACCGCCAGCCGCAGCGUCCGGAAACGCAGCCCUUGGCUGCAGCUUCCGGGGCGGGGUUCUCCCCUGGACGUGGCGUCCACCACCGUCCCGGUCCCACAGGCUGCGGCUUUGGCGCCCGGUAACAAGCCGCUUUCCUUCAGAAAGCCCCCGCUGUCCAUAUCGGUCCCGUCGGUCACCUCCGUCCCUAACACCACCUCAGCCGGGCUGCUGUUCCCCGCGGGCGGAGCCCCCACUGCUGGGCCACCGGCCUGCGCUCCGCUGACCCCCUUGGAACAAACCACUGGAGCCCUAAAACCCGACAUGGACCUUCUGCUCCGAGAAAUGCAGCUGCUCAAAGACCUUCUCAGCCGGGUGGUCCUGGAAUUAAAGGAGGCACAGGCCUUCCCAGAGCACAGGGACACACUCGAGACCCCCGCUUCCCACUUUGCUGUGAGUCAGAGAACCCCUGAGACCACUGCUGUGGAGAGCUGAGGGAGGGGGUGGUUACUGCCCCCUCUCCAGGCGUAUCCAUCCCUGGUCUCUCCUGCUUCCCGUCACGUGGAGACGCUACAAAGCCAUCUCUGCAUCCCUCUGUCUUACUGUGGCUUAUAAAAUGUGGUGGCUGCCAUGUCAAUCUAACACAGCACAUCCUCGUAACCACAAGGCCUUCCCUCUGAUGGCUCCCUUCCCCUCACAGAUUUCAGUAAGGAAGGAGAAACCUGUUAUUUACUACUUUGAGGUAUAUGUUUGGAAGUUGAAUUUAGUCAUCCUUAGCUUUUCAUAUAAAUCCAUCCAACAUGUAUUUCAGCACAGGCAAUUUUUUGGUACUUAAGGUUAUUUGGUACUAAGCUCUUUGGAACAUUUAAGGGUCAAGUUGUAAUUAUUCAUCAUGACUUUAAUGUUAAAUUUUAAAAGACUUUCAGUUCUGUUUCUGAUGAGUGUAUACCCUCAAAGUCCUGGGCUAGUUUUAGAGAGGGAAAGGGACUUGUGUGGGCCUCCAUUCCAGGUUAGAAGGGUCAGCAUACUGUUAGACUCACCCAGAUGCACCUCCUGCACCAACAUAGCUAGACAGGCUGAUGGGCUCUGGUGGCAGCAGGCAGGCCAUGCUCACUUUAGCCUAACUAAACAAGUGGUACUAUUAGCAUCAAGAAAUCUCUUUGAAGAAAGAUUAAGACAAAUUCUCAAAAUUGCUGAAUUCUAGUUUUUAGCAGGUUCUUACCUCCCGAAGAGCCAUUCCAACACUAACAUACAAUUCAAUUUUUAUAAGUCCCUCAUCUGCCUACUAAAACUAUUGGUUUUC